Prunus armeniaca (apricot) is the source of this 384-nucleotide messenger RNA. The record is from the annotation of a GenBank genome assembly. NCBI's taxonomy places the organism in Eukaryota, Viridiplantae, Streptophyta, Magnoliopsida, Rosales, Rosaceae.
AUGGGCAUGGACAAGUGGUCUUUACUAAGCCGCCUAAGGAACGCCGUGAAGAAGGUGAGCUUCCUACUACAUCUCAACGUCAACCGCUGGCGAAUCGCUUCGAUGAUCGGCCGUACUGCUUCGGGCAACCACCGGUUGAAGAGCUUCAACGACCGCCCGGGGCUGCCGGCGGCGUGUGCUGAUGAUGAGACCAGCUCCGAGGAUUCGGGGUCUUCUAGGGGACAUCUUCAGAGGACUAUAAGCUAUCCCUCGGAUCAAGAUGAUAUUGAUCAAAGAGCUGAGAUGUUCAUAGCUAAUUUCCGCCGCCAACUUCAGAUGGAAAGACAGAUUUCGUUAGAGCUUCGGUAUUGCAGAGGAAAUAGUUUCGACUUGAAGUCUCCUUGA